AUGACUCAGGUGGGCACACUUGCAGAGAGGAUUCGUGCCGGUGGGGCUGGUGUUCCUGCGUUUUACACCAGCAGGUAUGGGACCCUGGUACAAGAAGGAGGGGCACCGAUCAAAUACAACAAGGAUGGCAGCAUUGCCAUUGCCAGUAAGCCAAGAGAGGUGAGGGAGUUUAAUGGUCAACAUUUUAUCUUGGAGGAAGCAAUUACAGGGGAUUUUGCUUUAGUGAAAGCUUGGAAAGCAGACCGAGCAGGAAACGUGAUUUUCAGGAAAAGUGCAAGGAAUUUCAACUUGCCUAUGUGCAAAGCUGCAGAAACCACAGUGGUAGAGGUUGAAGAAAUUGUGGAUAUUGGAUCAUUUGCCCCAGAGGAGAUCCAUAUUCCUAAGAUUUAUGUUCAUCGUCUUAUAAAAGGAGAAAAAUAUGAGAAAAGAAUUGAGCGUUUGUCAGUCCGGAAAGAAGGGGACGGAAAAACCGAAUCUGGUAAACCUGGAGAUAAUGUAAGAGAACGUAUCAUCAAGCGAGCAGCUCUUGAAUUUGAGGAUGGCAUGUAUGCUAAUUUGGGCAUAGGUAUCCCUCUUCUGGCCAGCAACUAUAUCAGCCCAAAUAUGACUGUUCAUCUUCAAAGUGAAAAUGGAAUCCUGGGUUUGGGCCCAUAUCCAUUAGAAAAUGAAGUUGAUGCAGAUCUAAUCAAUGCAGGCAAAGAAACAGUUACUGUUCUUCCAGGAGCAUCUUUUUUCUCCAGCGAUGAAUCAUUUGCAAUGAUUAGAGGAGGACAUGUCAAUCUGACAAUGCUAGGAGCAAUGCAGGUGUCCCGAUAUGGUGACCUGGCUAACUGGAUGAUACCUGGGAAGAUGGUGAAAGGAAUGGGAGGUGCUAUGGAUUUAGUGUCCAGUGCCAAAACCAAAGUGGUCGUCACCAUGGAACAUUCUGCAAAGGGAGAUGCACAUAAAAUCAUGGAGAAAUGUACAUUGCCACUGACUGGAAAGCAAUGUGUCAACCGCAUUAUUACUGAGAAGGCAGUGUUUGACGUGGACAAGAAGAAGGGGCUGACUCUGAUUGAACUCUGGGAAGGCCUGACAGUGGAUGACAUACAGAAGAACACUGGGUGUGAUUUUGCAGUUUCACCAAAACUCAUGCCAAUGCAGCAGAUCACAGCUUGAAAUAUGGAGUAGACAUUUGUCCCAGGACAUGUGUUUUUAUUUUUUCAUUUUAACUACAUGGGAUUUCAUUGGAAGGAAGUCAGUAAUAAUAAUUAUAUAUUUAACAGCAGUUUUUGACUAGUUUUCUUCUUGUAUUUUAGGAUUUUUACUGCUGUUUUUCUUUGUUCUCUCAAGCAUGCUAUGGCAUUGUAAUGUAAAACAAAAGGAAAACAUAUAUAUUUUAUUUGUUUCAUAUGUGCUAAGAUGGCUUUCUUUACAAUUGGUGCUCACAUUGGAUUUAUCUUCACCUUCCGUAGCAUAUAUGUUAAAUUAAAUGCCGCUUUAACAAGACGGUCCCUUAGGAAGAGUUUCAUUGACAGGUUUUCCCCCCUAACCAAAUCAUAAACUGUAAAAAGAAAAAAAAAAAAAAGUGAUGAGAGAGAAAAAUACCUCACCCAGAGUAUAAGUAUGCCUGAGGCAGCAUUUCACUAGUACUGUGAGAAAACUACAAAUAUAUACAUGAAUUUGUGAUGGAAAAAAGAUGCUGUCUUAAAGAUUUUUUUCCUUCAGCUUCCUCUGACUCUCUUUUGUGGCCUCUGCUUUAAAAUGUUUUUAUUGUGGCUAUAUUUAUAUAUAUAUAUAUAUCAUAAAAUUUUCCAUCUUAACCAUUUUUAAAUGUACAAUCCUGUGGUAUUAAUUCCAUCAACAAUGUUGUGCUUCCAACACCAGGGCCUCUGAUUUUGUGAUUAAAUCUGGUUUUCCUAGAAUAUCCCUUCCUCCCACUCUUCCAAGAACUCCUGAGAAGGAAGUAGGAAUGUCUAUGAGUGGGACGAGUAACUGGUUAGUGGCAAGACUAAAGGGUAUAUGGUCUAUUGGUGCUGACAUUCUACCAAGAAGUUGCCUCUAUAAACAAACCAACCGUCUGUGCUUUGCUAAAGACUAAGGCUUCUUAUAGGAAGAAGGCUAGAAAUCUAACUGAUCUUCUCAGGCGGUUUUCUCAUUUUAAAACAUUGCAGUAUUUUUGUGAGUCCAGAAGUGUCCUUUAGAUCCUUCCUCUGUGUUAUUGAGGUCUGUAGGCUAUUUGUAUAAUACCUCCUCUUAAGCCAAAAGAGGCUGUGGGGUAAUUUAUCACAAAUUUGUGGUGUAUAUAUUCACAAAGACCGAAGAGAUUAUAAGAAAGAUUCUUUUCAGGCUCUCUUAUUUCUACCCUGAAAAUAUUCUAAAUAUUGAAUAAUUUUUUCUACAGAACAAUGUUUUUCUUCUGUCAAGGCUACUUCCUUUAACAGAGGACCUUUGAUUCAGCCUUAUCCAUAUAGAUGAAAUAAUGAUGAACAAAUCCAGGAUUUGAAGUCAAUGAAACAUGGUGGAUUAGAUUUUAUAAGGAACUUUCCCCAGAGGUAUCUUAUUGCCCAAGGGUGAUGGCCUUAAUAGAGUGUAAUACAUUGUUCCUCUGGCACUAGGUAUAGGAAUUUAUGCAUGUUUUUAGGUAAUGGUUGUCACUGAAACUCACUUUGUCUUCAGGGAUAGUUACAGUUAGGUCAUGUACAGGUAUUAGAGGCAGGGGAGAGAAGCUUCUUUGUGACUAGCCCACUCCAUAUAUCAAUUAGCCUUUCUGGCUGACUGCAUGGUUGAGAGCAUGCUCUCCAGUACUGAUAAAAAGGACCCUUCUUACAAGGUGCCAGGUCCAUGAGAGUAAUAUGUCUCAAUGUUAGAGUUAUCAUUUAAAAAACUUCAUGUUAUUAAUUGUGGUUAUAUUUGCAUACUCACUUGCUCAUCAUUCCAGUCUGUUACUUUGGGAUAAUACAAUUUUAAGAAUAUUUCAAACCUUGAGUGGCAAAACUUAAGUAGAUGACCUUACAUUCUUGAUUAAAGAGCACUAUGAAUGUUAAGAAAUGCAUUAAGAGAUACAAUAAAUAUUCCAAAUUGA
This is a messenger RNA of Choloepus didactylus (southern two-toed sloth), 3064 nucleotides long. It is a transcript of the gene OXCT1, whose product is annotated as 3-oxoacid CoA-transferase 1. NCBI's taxonomy places the organism in Eukaryota, Metazoa, Chordata, Mammalia, Pilosa, Megalonychidae. Gene Ontology annotation, molecular function: succinyl-CoA:3-oxo-acid CoA-transferase activity. Gene Ontology annotation, cellular component: mitochondrion. The record is from RefSeq and is a predicted model, not a curated record.